AUGAAUCCAGAAGUGAACAGAGCCAGUGACCCUGAUCCAAACGGGGAUGUCAUCCUCGUGGUAUCCCCACCAAAGCAGCCUCGCGCAUACGCCCCCUCCAGGCUUUAUUCAGAUGAAGAGGCAGGAGUCGUCAGAUACCGAGCUUCCUCUAAACAUCUGAGCUUGGCUUCGCAAUACUUCGAAAAGAGGCUGAAGAAAGAAUGGGGCGAGGGCGAAGAACUGCAGAAGAACGGCUGGAUCGAGAUGGACGUUCCCGAUACCGAUCCUGAGGCGUUUUCAAUCCUGCUUGAUCUAAUGCACUGCCGCACGCAGGAAGUUCCUAUCUCGGUGAUCUUUGACGAGUUGGUCGAGCUGGCUGUCCAAGUCGACUACUUCAAAUGCCACGGAGUUCUGGGGCUGUAUCCGGCGAGAUGGAUCGAACCGUUGAAGGCGAAACGUCCCAACACUUACUGUGAUGAGACCGUCAAGUGGAUUUUUGUUUCCGGGGUGUUCAAUGAUUGCGAGCUUUACGCAUCUGUUACCUGCUUGGCGAUACGGCAGAGCAAGGACUUCAUAAACACGCUGGAUCUUCGUAUACCGCUAGCUGUUACAGGUGAGCCCAUAUGA
Messenger RNA from Aspergillus pseudoviridinutans, 606 nucleotides. RefSeq lists its product as uncharacterized. The transcript has a single exon. The coding region runs from base 1 to 606 and encodes 201 amino acids. NCBI's taxonomy places the organism in Eukaryota, Fungi, Ascomycota, Eurotiomycetes, Eurotiales, Aspergillaceae. Gene Ontology annotation, molecular function: protein binding. The record is from RefSeq and is a predicted model, not a curated record.